CGAAUUGAUAUCUAUAUGACAACGCAUCUUGGUACGCUACAACGACGAGUUGAAACGGUUUUAGUAGAAUUCAAACGAUCUAGAAAUACAUGGAACGAAUUAAAUGUUGAAGGAUUCCCAGCUGCCAACAAGUUGAUCAAUACUGUUAUCCAAUCAAAAUAUUCUGAUGACUUGGGAUAUUGGCAUCCUAGUUUACGACAAGAAUUUCCCAAUAUUAUUCAAAAAUAUGAUAUUAAACUGAAGAAACUAAUAGAACAAGAUGACAAGAAAGUUAUGGUGAUUCUUGAACGUAUGGCAAAACAACAAAUCAAAAUGAUGACUUUUAUACGUGAAUUUAUCGCGAUUCAACAACGUGUGGGUCAAGUAUUGGAAAAUGAUCAAAUACCAUUAUUCAAAACAUGUCCUAUACAUGUAUUUGUACAACGUAGCAAGAUUAUUAUAGAUAUGUAUACUCAAGAAUUAUACUCCAAACAACUGAUGGUACAACAAGGAAUGAAAGAAAUUUCCAAUCAAGAAGAAGGUUUAGCAUUGUUAUCAGCUUGGCAGAAUCAACCAUCUAUUUGUGAAAAGACAAUCCAAGAAUUUGAAGAUAUUUGUAAUGUAGAACUAGAUCUUUUAUAGAAUUAAAUAUAUAAAAAUUGUUGUAUAUAAAUAGAUUGUAUAUAUAGAUAUAUUUAUUAAUAUUAUUGAUGAAUGAAUAAAGAAAAGAAGAA
Messenger RNA from Halteromyces radiatus, 713 nucleotides. RefSeq lists its product as uncharacterized. Lineage: Eukaryota; Fungi; Mucoromycota; Mucoromycetes; Mucorales; Cunninghamellaceae. The transcript has 4 exons. The record is from RefSeq and is a predicted model, not a curated record. Bases 16 to 621 code for a protein of 201 amino acids.